Molecule: messenger RNA, 1489 nt
Organism: Phytophthora sojae
Lineage: Eukaryota; Oomycota; Peronosporomycetes; Peronosporales; Peronosporaceae
Exons: 1
Coding region: 59-1489 (476 amino acids)
Cellular component (GO): Golgi apparatus
Molecular function (GO): transferase activity, transferring phosphorus-containing groups
Source: RefSeq, a predicted model, not a curated record
CCGGCACCUUGCUCUGCUCUGCUCGAGCCGCCAUUCUCUCCCUUGACCUCUGUCCACCAUGCGUAGCUUCCUGGCGCUGCUGGGCUUCGCGCUGACCGUGGCCACGCUGCUGUACAUGGGGCAGGAGCCCGACCCGCCGGCGCGCGUGGCCGAGCUCAUCAGCGGCAUGCCCUCCAAGGACGGCUCGCGCUGCGACGUGGCCAACCUCGAGACGCUGCGUCACGCCGCCAUCGUCUACACGUGGGUGAACGGCACGGAGGCCUGCUACAACAAGCGCCGCCAGCGCGCGGGGCUGCCCGCCGGCGGCUCGUCGCGCGACAAGGAGAUGGGCGAGCUCAAGUACUCGCUGCGCUCGCUGCUCAAGUUCGCGCCGUGGCUCGAGGGCCCCAUCUACAUCGUCACGCCCGGCCAGAUCCCGGACUGGCUGGACACGUCCAACCCGCGCGUGCGUGUUGUGGACCAGGACGACCUGCUGCCCAAGGGUAAGGCCACGCUGCCGACUUUUGACACGAAUGUCAUUGAGCAGUACCUGCACAAGAUCCCGGGCCUCACGGACGUCUUCAUCCACAUGAACGACGACUAUUUAUUCAUCAAGCCCGUGACGCCCGACCGGUUCUUCACGUGCGACGGCGGCCUGCGGCUGCUCACGGAGAUCAACCACAUCCGCCACGUGCCGAGCCAGAAGUCGAACGCCUGGCUGGCCAGCGUGCGCAACACCGUCAUGCUCACGGACAAGACGUACGGCGGCGAGCACGUGUACAACUUCCUCAAGCACGCGCCGUUCGUCUACAGUCGUCUGGCCUUUGAGGAGAUCCACAAGAAGUUCGGCAAGGAGCUGGACGCCACGCUGCCCCACCAGAUGCGCCACCCGGACGACCUCAACAUGCCGCUGCUGCACCACAUCUACAUGCAGGAGGAAGGGUCCAAGAAGCUCGGCAUCCCCGUGGAGCUCAACCCGCUGAGCGAGUGCGACGACUGGCUGCUGGUGCGCAUCAAGGACAACAUCGAGGACUCGCUUAACAAGCAGUUCAACAUGGCGCUCGAGAACAAGGGCACCGAGGUCCUGCUUGCGCUCAACGACGAGUACACGAGUCCUCGCACGGCGGAGCUCGUCGGCCGCUUCUACUCGCAGCUGCUGCCGGAGCCUGCGUUCUUCGAGCUGCCGGCGGGCCAGCACGUGGAGGUGGUGAGCAACUGGCAGGGCCCCGAUUGCGCGUACGACCCGAAUGUGAUCCCGCUGCCGGAGCCCGACUUCAUGUCGCUGCGUAUGGCCGAGGAAGGAGCGGACUGGGCUCCGGCCCCGACGCUCACUCGGUUCCGCUCCCCCAACGAGCGCGCCUUCGCCGAAAUGACGUCGUCGUUCGGGUGGAACUUGGCCAUUAACGUUGGCUACGGCUUUGGGCUCGUCAUCGCGGCCAUCAUCUCCGUCUACAUUUUCCGGAUCUCAAGCAAGGGCACGCCUGGGCUGCACUCUACCAAGCAGACCUAA